AGAAUUGCCAUGCAAAUUGAUAAACAUAGAUCUAUUCUACUCUGAUGCAUUCCCCCUACCCUUAUCCCUACAUUCCCUACAACAAUUAUUGCUACUGAAAGUGUGGAAUUGAUUUUAUAUGCCUGAAACAAUAGACACCCUGCCUGCCCUCUGUUUGGGUUACAGCCACAAAGCAGCCAGCUGCAUUUUCCCCUCCAUCCAAUCAGCACAGCCCAAACAAGAGUCACAUUUCCUCGUUCCUCUGUCCUUAUAUGGCAGAAAGUAGGCUGGGCUUUUCAGACUGGGGGACUCGUGGAAAAUGGUGGCUUGGAAAUACUGACAGCUUGUGUGAAGAGAAGAAUAACAAUAGCUUGACCUCAGUUUGUCAAAGUCAGAUGCUCACAGCGAUGGCUGACGCAGGGCAGAUCAGAAAGACAGCGGUCAAGGUGCUGGGCUGCGUGGAGAAGGUCUCCUCCUUCGCCUCGUCCAUCAACCCCCUCUUCGGCAUCGUCUCCUCCCUGGUGGGGGUGGUGCGCAUUGGCCUGGCGGGCGAGGAGGCGCACGCCCUGGACAAGGACUUCCAGUUGGUGCACGGCAAGCUGGAGAGCAUCUCUGCGAAGAACCGCCAGUGCCUGCGGCAGAUCCGUGUGGACGAGGUCAAUGAGACAUUCGGUAAGUACGAGGAGUACAUCAAGCACCAGUACGCCGCCUUCAACUCCAUGGUGACACUGGUGAGGAAGGACCCAGAGGGAGCGCGGCGCCACAUGGCCGACUUCGAGUGGGUCUAUGAGAGGGACAAGAGCGACCUGAGCCUGGACGUGUACUACCGGGGCGUCAUGGGCACCGGGUCGGUGUUCGGAAGGCCCCUGCUGAAGGUGUACCUGGAGCACUGCGACGGAGACCGCAGGGUCAUGGAGCACCGGUGCUCCCACCUGGGACACCUGUUCCACAUCGGCCUGAUCGCCCUCAUGGCCUACACAGCGGUGACAGAGGACGACGAGGAGGAGGUGCGGGAGAAGUGGGCCAAGCGCGUGGAGGACAUCCAAGCCAAGAUGCAGGAGGUUUUGAGUCAGUGCAAAGAGGAGGAGGAGAGGAGUCCUCCCUAAAGCUUGGGGAAGGGGAGAGGUGGCGGCCCUGUCCAUAAACUACCCUUACUCCCAGUCCUGGAGUGCUACUGGGUGUGUAGUAUGUCCUGGGUGUUCCUGCCCUGCUCUAAUCCAUCCAAUUCUACUAAUCAGCUGCUUAUCAUGGGCCUAAUUAGCUAAACCAGGUAUGUUAGAGCAGGGAUGGAAUAAAAGCCUGCAGACCCAGUAGCUAUCCAGGAGGAAGGAUGGCCACCCCUGCUCUGACUCAUUUUUAGAACUAGAUAGGUACAAGCAAUAUGGCUGUAGCUCCACCUUGCCCUUGGUGGAAUUUUUUGCCAAAUAUUGUUUAGACCUGUCCAACUUAUUCUGAUCAAAACAAGUGCCAAGGGGUAGGGGCUAGGGGUUGAUUCUCGACAGGGCCAGCGAUUUGAAGGGAGUUUGGGUGGGUGAGAAGUGGAGUUUGGUGGUUAAAACUGUGGAGAAGAGGUUUGUUCCCACUUUCUCAGCAACCAGACUCAUUCAAGUGGACCAAGUAAAGCAAGGAAAUCAUAUAUUAUGAAUAGAUGGGAAACCAAAUUCACAGUAAAAGCAAUCAAAUGUAUUUUACUCUGUGCAUGUCAUUUAUUUGGGUCAACUAAAUUCUGUUGUUGUGGCAAUAGUUCCUAGUUUGAACAGCUGCCUUAUAUUAGGCUACCUGCCAAUACGUUCUCUGACUGUCUGUUAAUGUUUUUUACACUGUCUUCAAUAAACAAGUCAAUGAUGACCCAUA
Molecule: messenger RNA, 1833 nt
Organism: Coregonus clupeaformis (lake whitefish)
Lineage: Eukaryota; Metazoa; Chordata; Actinopteri; Salmoniformes; Salmonidae
Product: protein rapunzel-like
Exons: 2
Coding region: 252-1085 (277 amino acids)
Source: RefSeq, a predicted model, not a curated record